Molecule: messenger RNA, 2449 nt
Organism: Archocentrus centrarchus (flier cichlid)
Lineage: Eukaryota; Metazoa; Chordata; Actinopteri; Cichliformes; Cichlidae
Gene: rbm12bb
Product: RNA binding motif protein 12Bb
Exons: 2
Coding region: 142-2046 (634 amino acids)
Molecular function (GO): RNA binding
Source: RefSeq, a predicted model, not a curated record
AGGAGAAGAAAGCCAUUUUCCCUUAAAUUCUGGCAGGGGAACGAGAACGCAGAGCUUAAUUGUUCUCAAUAUCUCUACUGUUCUCGGUAUUUUAACAAGAGUCUUUGGUUGUCUUCUGUGUGCUGUUAUUUGUGCUUCAGCAUGGCGGUCGUCAUCCGUUUACAGGGACUGAGAGUCACAGCGGGUGCUGAGGAUAUUCGCAGGUUCUUCACUGGCCUCAAAAUUCCGGAUGGAGGGGUGCAUAUAAUUGGUGGGGAGCGAGAGGAGGCUUUCAUUAUCUUUGCUUCAGAUGAGGAUGCAAGAAGAGCCAUGACCCGGUCAGGUGGGCUCAUUAAAGGCUCACCUGUUACAUUGCUGUUAAGCAGUAAAACAGAGAUGCAAAGCAUGCUUGAAAGAACUACAAAAAUUGUGGAGCUGGAUCAGAAGAGGCGACUUGAAGAUGAUGUAAGACAUCCUCGCAGGUCUAUGGACCCCGAGAUGGGCAGGAGAUCAGGCAGCAGGUCAGGUGACACACCUCCACCCCUGCUUCAGAGCGCCUCAAACACAGAUGAUGUGUUUUUGUUUCUAAAAGGACUGCCUUUCUCUGUGACUGAAAAGGAAAUCUGUGACUUUUUUAGUGGGAUACUUGUUGAGGAAGUUGUUUUGGUUAAAAAUCGAAAAGGAUCGAACAAUGGGACAGGUUUUGUCAAAUUUGCAACGAGACAGGAUGCAGUGGAAGGGUUGAAGAGAGAUAGGGAAUACAUUGGAUCAAGGUAUAUUGAGAUCUCCACGACAACUUUAAAUGAUUGGUAUCGGGCUACUGGUGGAGUGCAGACAGCUGUCAUGGGUGACAGUUUUCAAAGGGGGAGAUCACCCAUUCCCAAUCAGAGGAAUCCACAACACCGUGCAAGGUCACGAUCGCCUGUUGCCCAGAGACACAUAGCUCCUUCUGAUGAGGAGUAUUGUGUUGUGUUGGAAAAUCUGUCAUUUGCAGUGGAAAAAGAAGAUAUAAAACAGCUUUUUCAUAAUGCAAAACUUGAAGAUGACCAGAUCCUGCACUUGAUUGACAGAGAUGGGAAACGAAAAAGAUCUGCACUGGUUCUGUUCAAGAGUUUGCGUGACUAUUGUGAGGCUUUGGCUCAUGAAAAAAGACAGUUUCUCAAUCGACUAGUGCAUACCCGUCCAAUCUCAAGAGAGAACAUGAUUGCCCUUCUGAAACCUCAAGGUGUCACUGUCCAACCUUCUGGAAACUCUGAAAGAUUUCAGGAGAGGCCUUCAUCUUACUCCAGUGAUCCUUAUGACUCUGAGAAGAUUUGCAUAUUUGUGCGGAACCUGCCUUUUGAUGUGCGAAAAGUUGAGAUUAUCGACUUCUUCCAGGGGUUUAAUAUCACAGAGGACAAUGUGCAUGUGCUACAGGAUCGAGAAGGUGCUGGGGUUGGAAAGGCUUUGGUGGUUUUUGGAUCUGAGGCAGAGGCUAUGAGGGCACUAUCUCUGGAUGGACGGCGGUUUCUUGGGUCAGAAGUCAUACUAAAGUGCAUUUCACGUUCUCAGAUGCAGCAGUUGGGUGUUGAUCCGCCAGUGGUGCAAAAGCCACUGUCGAGAGGGGAGCGGUACUUGGGCAAGAGCGGUGAAGCAUCUUAUCGCAGUGGUGAUGCUUCGUAUUCUAACUUCAGGAUUCCUCGUGAUGGUGAUGUAACAGUGACUAAUGCACGGGACCGCAUCCGUGGAGGCUUUGAUUAUGAGCCUCGUGCAGUGCGGUCUCGGUCUCCAGAAGAUAGGGGUAAUGGAGUUCAUGACAGUUUCCGCUCCCCAGUGGAGCCUUUUGAUGCUCCCACUUGUGUACAGUUAGUUAACUUACCUUUCCAGAUCAGAAGCGAAGAAAUCUAUGAUUUUUGUUAUGGAUAUCACAUAAUACCUGGAUCUGUGUCGCUGCAGUAUGACCAGAGUGGAAAACCUAAAGGCUCUGCUACUUUGGUAUUUGAGUCUCGUCGGGAGGCAUUAACAGCAAUUGAAGAACUAAGCGGAAGACCAAUAGGGCCGAGAAAAAUAAAGCUACAACUUGUGUGAAAGUCACAUUGCUUUUCAUUGGAAAUGUACACAAUGUUGUUCUGAAACAAAGUGAGUUUAAAAACUACUGGCUUGUUUGGGGGGAGGGCGACUGCUGCUGUUGACAUGGCUUUAUGAUUCUGAUUAUAAAACCUUGCAUGUACUCAGUCGUAUUUCUUAUUGUGAUUAGAGUUGUUUUUGAUUUAACCUGAGUGGUAAAAGAAAUAUUUGAUAAAUCUUUUUUGUUUCAGCUUAUAGCAGUGUAAAUGUAUGUUCUAUUUCAUCUCACUCUUUUGUACAGUGUGUCAUUUUAAAAUAAAAAUGCAUACAUUUGAUUUGUUCACAUUAAAUUAGGACCUGCUGACAUAAAGCUUGUCUGUAGAGGAUGCAGGUUAACUGAAUAAAAACCAAACUUUUCAAUUUU